AUAUCGCGUAUAUCUAUAGUGGUGGUGGUUCUAUGGUGGUGUUAUAACCUACAAAUAUGACUGAAAAUUGUAGGUUAACUAAUUGUAAUUAAUCAGUAAAUAAUUCAUAAUUAUUAAAAAAUUUCAUUUUUAAAUACCUUUAAAUGUUUUUUAAAUGAGUAUAAUAAGUAAAUUUGGGUCUUGGUUACUUACCAAGAAAGGGAAAAAUUUCACUGCAGGAGCUGCCUGUACUGGUAUCGCAGGUUUAAUGUUUAUUAAAGUAUUGCCGAAUACCAUAUUUAUAGACCAAUAUAGGGAUGUCUUACACUUUUAUAAAAAUGGCUUUACUGUACCUUUAACUAAACCUAUAAAAGAACGAUUUAACAAAGCCCUAGACAUCUUGGAAAUACCUGAUAUUGAACGACUUUUCAUACGUCCGUUCUUUUCAGUCGGCUUUGAUGUGUUUAGUGCUGGAACUACACGUAGUAGAUUUGGUUCAAUAAUUGGAAUACCCUUUAAUUUUACAUAUAUAGAUGAUGAUAUGGUGGAUAAAAGUGUUAUAAAGUUAAGACAGGAAUCUGUUCCUUGGGAAUUAGAUGACGGUAAAUUACUUUAUAAAUCGCUUUUUCUGUCUGAAAAUGCACAAAUUUAUGCAAUGGCUAGAGAAAUAGAAAUGUGUAGGACUUUAAAAUUUCCAAUUGACUCACUUUUAAUGGUCUCAGCAUCUCUUGCAGCAUAUGGAUUGGGCAACACCUUGAAUGUUAAAUAUAACAUGUAUGCAAAACCAAGAGCUAUUAGAGUUAUAAUGUAUGGUUUAAUCGGUGCUUUUAUGUUUCUUACUUACUGUUUCAUUAAAGAUGCAGUUCAGUUGCAUUUUGAACGAAAAAUUGAUGAGUAUCUUAAGAAUAAAAAUGAUAUUUUUAAAGAAGGUGGUAAAGAAUAUUAUGAGAAAGUGUUAAUGCGAAAUAUUGCACUUCGAGGCUUAUUAGGAAGUGAAGGAACAUCAUUAUACACUGCUUUAGGAAAUGAGAAUUACAUAUUAAGACAAAAGCAUUUACCAUUAGUUCAAAGAAAGCAAUUUUUUGAAAGUAAUGCUACCGAAAUUAUGUAAUUAAUAAUGUAGUCAUUUAUAGAAAUUAAA
Messenger RNA from Agrilus planipennis (emerald ash borer), 1120 nucleotides. Its product is annotated as transmembrane protein 177. The coding region runs from base 155 to 1090 and encodes 311 amino acids. The transcript has 4 exons. The record is from RefSeq and is a predicted model, not a curated record. Lineage: Eukaryota; Metazoa; Arthropoda; Insecta; Coleoptera; Buprestidae.